AUGGAAGGAAUGAAACGUUUCUUUUUUGGAAAUGUACCACCAAAAGGAACAAUACCACUUAAUUCAAGUCCUAAAAAGAAAAACGAUAACACAACACAAAAGAAAAGUUAUAAAAUUGAUAUAAAAAAAAUGAAAGAUGAACUUCAAGAAUUAAGAGAAAUGCUUCAAAGUAAAGGGAUUGAAGAAAAAAGAGAGGCAUUAAGAAAAAUUGUGUUAGCAACAGCAGAAGGAAAAGACUGUUCAUUUAUGUUUAUGGAUGUUUUAAAAAUUAUUCAAACAAAUGACGUCUCUUUAAAACAGUUAAUUUAUCUUUAUAUUUCAGCUUAUGCAAGUACUGAUGACCAACAAGCAAUACUUGGAGUUAAUUCAUUAAUCAUUGAUAGUAAACAUCAUGAUGCACAUGUACGUGGUUUAGCUCUUAGGACUAUGGGAAAUAUUAGACUUCAAAUGACUGCAGAAUAUUUUGUUCAACCAUUAUUAAAUGGACUAGAUGAUAAUGAUCCAUAUGUACGUAGAAAUGCAGUUCUUGGAUUAUUAAAACUUCUUCAUAUUCCAAAUACUUCUAUUGAUCGUGAAGCAAUAGAAAAGAAAUUUGUAUUAUUACUUAAUGACACAGAUAGUUGUGUUGUAGCAAAUGUUAUUAAUGCAAUAAACGAAUUACCUGAAAUGCUUCAUUUAUUAAAAUCUCCUGAGACUGUUAGUAAAAUGAUUGAACUAAUAGAUGGUGCUUCUGAUUUUACUCAAGCUGUAUUUAUUAAAUGUUUUACUAAUUACAUUCCAUCAUCUUCUCAAGAAGCUGAAAGAAUUACACAAAAAGUAUUUGAUAAAGGUUCUGUCACUAAUGAAGGUGUUGUUAUAGAUACACUAAAACUUGUAUUAAGAUAUCAACCAUUUUUAAAUACUUCAAAAGUAGAAGAGUAUUUUAGUAUUUUAGCAAAUAUUAUAAUGAAAAUGAAUGCAUCAUUAACUAGUUCAAAGCAAUAUGAUGUAUUAUAUAUAUUUUAUAGAAAUAUUAAACACUUCCUUUUCAUUCAACGAAAACUUUUUGUAUCUCAACUAUUUUGUUUUUAUAUUUCAUACGAGGAUCCAAUUAAUUUAAGAAUAGAAAAAUUAGAAAUUCUUUUAUCUUUGGCUGAAGAGACUAAUGUUAAAGACCUCUUGGAUGAAUUAACUGAAGACUCUUUAGCAUCUCUUGAUUUUGCUCCAAAAACAUUAAAAGCUAUUGCUACAUUAGUUACUAAAUUUCCUAGUUUGGCUUCUCAAUGUGUUUCUUCUAUUCUCCGUAUUUCUAAUGAAGUACCUCAAUUGAGUGAGUCAUGUUUAGUUGCUUUAUCUGAAAUUUUAAUUCAUACUGAUGGAAUGUAUUUGAAAGCACUUCCUUUGUUAUUAAAUAAUAUAGAAAAUCUUGAAAACCUUGAAGCAAAAUGUGCAUUGAUUUAUCUUUGUGGAGAGUUUGUAACAAAAAUUACUAAUGCAAAAGAGUUUAUAGCUAGAUGUAUUGAGAAAUAUACGGACGAAUGUUUAGAAGUGAGAUUAGCUCUUUUAACUGCUUGUGGAAAAAUUUAUUGUGAAGUACCAUUUACAGAAACUACUCAAAAAGUAUUAGAAAUAGCUAUCAAAUCUAUUGAAUGUGAUGAACGUGAACGUGCAGUAUAUAUUUGGAGGGUACUUAGUGGAGGUGAAAAAUUAAUUAAAGGAAAGACAGUUGGAAUGGAAAAAGUUAUUGAGAGAAGAGAAAUGUUAAUGAAUAUUGGAAGUAUUUCUACUGUGUUAGAAAUACCUAAAAAAGAUAUAAAAUCAUAUUCUGAACCUAAAAAAACUAUUAAAAAUAUUAUUGGAGAUAAAGAAAAACAACAAGAAUUAGAUGAAAAGAAUAAAACAAUUUAUGCACAAUUAAAACAAAAAAGAAACCAAGGAAAUCAAAAAAUAUUGAGUGUAGAAAAUGAACGUAUUAACAGUUUGAUUAAUGUGUCUAAUAAUAUACACCAAUUUGAUGUUGAUGGAAUGAUAAUAAAAAAGGAAGGAAAGUUAUUUAUGAAAAUGAGAAUUAAAAAUAUUUCUGGUGUUAUAAUUAAUGGACUGUUUAUGCAAAUUAAUAAUAAUUCAUUUGGAUUAUCUUGUGGUACUUUUGAUAAAACAACAUUACAAGUAGAUGAAAUUUAUUCAACUGAUUUACCAUUAUAUUUCAAUGGAAGUUCUUUAGAAGGGCAAAUGAAUAAUGUAAUGCAAUUAGGAAUUUCACAUUCAACAAAACAAUUGAUUGUGGAUUUAAAGUAG
Molecule: messenger RNA, 2277 nt
Organism: Entamoeba dispar SAW760
Lineage: Eukaryota; Evosea; Mastigamoebida; Endamoebidae
Product: AP-2 complex subunit beta, putative
Exons: 2
Coding region: 1-2277 (758 amino acids)
Biological process (GO): vesicle-mediated transport; intracellular protein transport
Cellular component (GO): membrane coat
Molecular function (GO): clathrin binding
Source: RefSeq, a predicted model, not a curated record